AUCAGGAAGAGUGUACUGUAUUUCUGUAACGUGUUCUCUGAAGCUGAGCUGAAACUCAUCUCUCUGUGUUCCUGCAGGACUCUAAAGACUCGUCUCACGGCUCGUUGGAGCUCCAUGUCAGGGACACAGUGAAAUGGAGCAAACAUUCAGAGCCGUUACACGCACUCCGGGCAUCAUCGUUUGGAGAAUCGAGAAAAUGGAGCUGGUUCUCGUCCCAGAGAAAAGUCACGGUAACUUUUUCGAAGGUGACUGUUACCUUCUGCUGUGUACGAAGAAAUCAGGCAGCAGUCUGAUUUACAGCAUUCACUACUGGAUUGGCUCGGAGGCGAGUCAGGAUGAACAGGGCGCUGCAGCCAUUUACGCCGUUCAGCUCGACGACUUCCUGGGUUCCAGUCCUGUCCAGUACCGUGAGGUCCAACACAACGAGUCCAACACCUUCUGUGGAUACUUCAAACAGGGAGUCAUCUAUAAACAAGGUGGCGUGAGUUCAGGGAUGAAACACGUGGUGACAAACUCAAGUGAUGUUCAGAGACUGCUGCAUGUCAAGGGACAGAGGAAAGUCUCCGCCAAAGAGGUGGAAAUGAGCUGGAGCAGUUUUAAUCUUGGAGACGUUUUCCUGUUGGAUAUCGGAAAAACCAUCAUCCAGUGGAACGGACCAAACAGCAACACACAGGAGAGACUGAAGGCGAUGUUGUUGGCGAAGGACAUUCGUGAUCGUGAGCGUGGAGGACGUGCUGAGAUCGGACUGAUCGAGGGUGAUGCGGAGGACAAAUCCCCUUCUCUGAUGGAGGUUGUGUGUGGUGUGAUCGGGCCGCGACCCUCCUCUCUCCCGAACGGAACCUCGGAUGAGCAGGCGGAUCGAGAACAGAUGUCUCAGGUCACGCUGUACCAUGUGUCUGACGCUGAUGGGGAAAUGAAGGUGAGGGAAGUCGCCAGCAGGCCUCUGGUCCAGGAUUUGUUAAAUCACGAUGACUGUUAUAUAGUGGAUCAGGGCGGAGUCAGGCUGUUCAUAUGGAAAGGGAAGAAAGCAAAUAAAGCAGAGAAGCAGGCUGCAAUGUCCCGUGCUGUGGAGUUCAUUAAGCAGAAAGGUUAUCCUCACAGCACUAAUGUGGAGGUGGUUCAUGAUGGAGCAGAAUCAGCACUGUUUAAACAACUGUUCCAGAGCUGGAGUGUUAAAGAUCAGACUGUGGGGAUGGGACGCACCAGCAAUGUAGGCCGAAUCGCCAAAGUGACACAGGAGAAGUUUGACGCCACGACGCUGCACGUGAUGCCUGAAGUCGCCGCCCAGCAGAGGAUGGUGGAUGAUGGGAGUGGACAAGUGACGGUGUGGAGGAUUGAGAAUUUGGAGCUGGCUGAAGUGGAGAAGGAGCUCCAUGGGUAUUUCUACGGAGGCGACUGUUACCUUAUCCUUUACACAUACGAAGUUAACGGCAAGAAGAACUACCUCCUGUACAUGUGGCUGGGUCGACACGCGUCCCAGGACGAGAUCACGGCGUGUGCGUUCCAGGCGGUGACGGUGGAUCAGCAGUACGAUAAUCAGCCUGUUCAGGUGCGAGUGACGAUGGGGAAAGAGCCGAGACACUUCAUGGCCAUGUUUAAGGGCAGGAUGGUGGUGUUCGAGGGAGGAACCUCCAGGAAGUCAGAGGUGGUGGAGGAACCCCCAGUGCGUUUCUUUCAGGUUUCUGGAACAGAUUCCUACAACACCAAAGCGAUCGAGGUUCCAGCCGUAGCAGCUUCUCUCAAUUCUAAUGAUGUGUUUGUGCUGAAGAGUCAGAACUCCCUGUUCCUGUGGUAUGGCAAGGGCUCGAGUGGAGAUGAAAGAGCAAUGGCUAAAGAAAUGAGUGCUUUCCUGGGACGGGGCCUUCUUGAGGAGAUCAUGGCUGAGGGACAGGAACCCAUCGAGUUCUGGCAGCUUCUUGGAGGAAAAACUCCAUAUGCAAGCGACAAAAGGCUGCAGCAGGCCAUGACAGAUCAUCAGCCUCGUCUGUUUGAGUGCUCCAAUAAAACUGGGAAAUUCAUUGUCACUGAAAUCUCACAGUUCACUCAGGACGACCUGAACGAGACCGACGUCAUGCUGCUGGACACCUGGGACCAGGUGUUCCUGUGGAUCGGAUCUCAGGCGAAUGACACGGAGAAGAAGGAAUCCAUCACCACAUGUCAGGAAUAUUUACGCACUCACCCCGGGAUGCGAGAUCUCGACACUCCCAUCGUUCUCAUUAAACAGGGCUUCGAACCCCCGACCUUCACCGGCUGGUUCCUGGCCUGGGACCCGAGCAAGUGGAGCGGCGGGAAAACCUACGAUCAGCUGAGGGAGGAACUCGGAAUUGUGACAGAGGCAGUGACCAUCACCAGCUCCAGCACCAACAACUCAGCAGGACGAGUCGUUAAUGGCGUGAGUGCAGGUUCUCAGGGGGGCAGCAGUGGUGUUCAGGGGGGUAGCGGUUAUCAGAGCGGCUCUGCAGACGAUUGUAAUCGAGUGUAUGAUCCUUUUCCUCUCGAACAACUCAUCCACAAAACAGCUGAGGAGCUUCCAGAGGGAGUCGACCCCGCUUGCAGAGAGAAACAUCUGUCAAAUGAGGAGUUCUUCUCCGUAUUCCAGAUGUCUAAAGAUGAGUUUGCUGGCUUGCCGCAGUGGAGACAGCUGAACAGCAAGAAGAAAUAUGGAUUAUUCUAAACGCUUUGUGUUUUUGUGUUAAUGUUCUCAGUGAUGUUGGAGUUACACUGCUGUAUACAGGUAGUGUUCAUGUUGGGAGUUAAGAAUCCAGCACUAUUUUAUACCUGUGUGUAAACGUUCCAGAUUUAGAAACUAGAUUAGCCGUGCCUGAAUCAGAUGUGUACUGGAUUAUACUGGAUUAUAGCUGAUUAGAAAGUGAGGAUCUUAUUUUAUUUGUUGUCUCUCAUGGUUUAUGGGGAUUAUUACAGAUUACAGAACUUUUCAUGCUUUCUAACGCUAUAGUAACAUCCUGAUGGGGUAUAUUUAUCCAUCAGUGCAAAACUGCACAGUCCUCGUGUUUUUUUAUAACAACUUCAAUGUCUAAUAAUCAUAAAUAAACAGAAUGAUACGA
Silurus meridionalis is the source of this 3065-nucleotide messenger RNA. RefSeq names its product advillin (gene avil). Gene Ontology annotation, biological process: actin polymerization or depolymerization; barbed-end actin filament capping; actin filament severing. The transcript is spliced from 21 exons. Gene Ontology annotation, molecular function: actin filament binding; phosphatidylinositol-4,5-bisphosphate binding. Lineage: Eukaryota; Metazoa; Chordata; Actinopteri; Siluriformes; Siluridae. The coding region runs from base 134 to 2674 and encodes 846 amino acids. The record is from RefSeq and is a predicted model, not a curated record. Gene Ontology annotation, cellular component: cytoplasm; actin cytoskeleton.